Didymodactylos carnosus is the source of this 258-nucleotide messenger RNA. NCBI's taxonomy places the organism in Eukaryota, Metazoa, Rotifera, Eurotatoria, Philodinida, Philodinidae. The record is from the annotation of a GenBank genome assembly.
AUGUCCGAUAGCUCUGGUAUUAGUACUGCAAGUACAAUUAUUGGAAUUGUGGUGGGAGUUAUCGGUGGUAUUUCAACUCUUGUGUUCUGUAUUGUGAUGAUUGCUUGUUUUUUUAAAAAAAAUAACAGACCCAGUGGUAUCGUACAACCUUAUUAUGCUCCACCACCACCACAUAUUAUGAAUCAAGCGUACCCACCACCUCCGUAUGGCACCGAUACAAAAUUGUAUUAUAAUCAACAACCACAACAACAGGUGUAA